Messenger RNA from Prunus mume (Japanese apricot), 330 nucleotides. It is a transcript of the gene NIMIN-2, whose product is annotated as NIM1-interacting 2. NCBI's taxonomy places the organism in Eukaryota, Viridiplantae, Streptophyta, Magnoliopsida, Rosales, Rosaceae. The record is from RefSeq and is a predicted model, not a curated record. Gene Ontology annotation, biological process: regulation of systemic acquired resistance.
AUGGAUGGUGAAAAGCGAAAGCGGGAUGCCGGGGGCGGAGUAGGGGGGAAGAAAGCGAAAGUGGAGGGAGAUCAUCGGGAGAUGGUAACGGAGGAGGAGGUGGAGGAGUUCUUUGCCAUACUGAGGAGGAUACACGUGGCAGCCAAGCACUUGGGCAAAACCGACGACGGAUUGACGGCGUCAAUGAAAUGGAGGCCCUCUUUCGAAGUGCAGGAUUUUGAGGAAGAUAACAUUAAUCUUAUAAAAGAUCAAAAGGAUGGAGAGAAAAAAGCGGAGGGGGGUUUCAGUUUGGAUCUCAACUCGCAUCCUGAAACUGAAAGCAUCAGUUGA